AUGGCUUCGAUCACCCUCUACCUCGCUGAGCCUUGCUUCUCUGCAGCCAAGCUCCAAGAGCUCAGAUACGAGGCAAAGACUCUCUACUAUCACCAGCACAUUUGCGAUGCUACGAUCAACGAUGUCCACUACGAGGACUUCAUCGACGACUACAUCGAGGCAGCCUAUCAGGCACAGUCCAAGCCCGUCACCCCAGCCUCCGCCUCAAUCGCUUCAACAAACAAGACUGCCUCCAAGCUCAGACGUUUUCUCAACCGUAUCACUCGGAAGAAGAUUCUCGACAACAACUAG
Molecule: messenger RNA, 291 nt
Organism: Colletotrichum karsti
Lineage: Eukaryota; Fungi; Ascomycota; Sordariomycetes; Glomerellales; Glomerellaceae
Exons: 1
Coding region: 1-291 (96 amino acids)
Source: RefSeq, a predicted model, not a curated record